AUGCUAUGCUUUUAUCUUUUUAUACUCAUUAAGUCCACGCAAUUCUGCUUGACAACCGAGCCAGGUACGAGCAGGUGUAAAGACGAAUCUGGGUAUGAAAUAGCCGAUUUAAGUGAUAUUUUCUUGAGAUAUAUUGAAAAUUAUACUGUCGAAGUUUACGUAGACUCACAAAAUUCCACGGACGUCGAAAUCAACAUCUCAGACUAUUCAAAUUACACCGUAGCAUUGUAUGGAAUUAAUUCUUCCCACAUAAAAUUCAAAUUAUCAAACACGAACAAACCGAUAACUUUUAAGUCAUUGACUCUUAAUAACACAGUAAUAUCCAUUGAAUCCGAUAAAUCUUCUUUACUUCUUAAAUCUCAGACAAUUUCUCUCAAAAACGUAACAUUUCUUGGUGAUAAUCAAUUAAAAUUCGAAUGUGAGAAUAUAACAACAGACCUGAACUCAAUUCUCAACAUUUCUUCAAUUGAUGCCAAAAAUUUAUUUGACGUUACCUUGAAUGACGCCACAGAAAACAGUGUUAUUACUGUCAAUGCCAAGAACAACGCGUUCGUCAGAAAUAUUGUCGACUCACUUGAUGUAAAAACAGAUAUAAACUUUACAAAAGUGUCAAAAGCGAAUUGUUACACAUUGCAGUUCAUGAAUACACCUAAAAUUCAAUUUUACUCGGAAGAGAUGUCAGAAAAUUCCAAUACAUUGUCAAUUAAGUUCACAUUGAACCCGAAUUUUACAACCCCUUGUUAUUUUUAUCUUUCCAAGUCUACAAGCAUAUAUAUUUAUGGACUUGAUAUAUCACAGAAGCCAAUUCUUGAAAAAACAACUCCUUUGAACAAAAUUAUUUCAAAUUCCAAUCUCCAAGUGAACCUAGCCAAUUGUUACAUGCAUACAUCUAUUUACUCAUCAGAAUACAUGUCAAUAGUUCCAUUUACAACUGUCCAGAAGCAACAGGUUUUUCUAAAUGAAAUAAUCGCAAAUUCAUCCCCAAUUUAUUUUGAAGAAGAGUCAAAUAUUUCAAUUGGCAGCCUAAAGCUUCUAAACAAUGCUAAAUUAUCAUCAUCGGUGACGAAUGACGUUCUCAUAUACAAUAUGACUUUACAAGGAACAGAUUAUACAACGCCCGUUGAUAACAAGAUUCAUGUUACUAUUGGAUCGACCUUAUUAAUUGACCAUAUCAACGCUACUUUUAAUUUCAUCGCAUUUCAUGAAGAUUCUAUCGUCCACAUACGAUAUUACUUCGACCAACAUCUUCUGACGAUCAAAAAUACGCCAGAAAUUUUGCCAAACCAGCCACUUUUUAUUACAGAAUUUAUUGGGACAAAAAUGCCAACAGACGUGGAAUUUGCACCCUACAAAGGCACAAUACACUAUUUCGUGCAUCUUCCACCACAACUUGAGACUUCAUUAAAAUAUUCUCAUAUUGAUGACGAAACAGGGAUAAUCGGCUUCACGAAAUCGACAGAUAUCACACAAGCGGUCAUAACAACCACUGAUUCUUAUACUCUUUUCGGUUUCAAAUUCAUGGAUUAUCCCACAAGAGUUUAUCCACACUUUUGCUAUGCAGCACCUUCAAAUGCUGUUGACCAAUGUGGCGAAUACGCGUUUAUGUUCCCCAAUAUCACUGGAAGAAGUAUGUCAGAUUACAUAACCGCUUAUACGAUCACUGUAAAGGUUUCUUUGUAUGAGAGUAUGAUUCCUAACGACGUAUUCAACUUCGACAGUGCGAGAAGGCCGAGAAAAAUCUCUGUAAUUGGCUGCCAAAAUGAGACAAUGUUGACUUUCAACAUGGUCUUCACUUCAGAGACGCAUACUUCCGUAAGAAUAUUAGAUGCAGCGAACGUUAGACUCAAUUUCGCAGCUGUAGGAAUAACAACUGUAAAUAUACCAAAAGUUUAUCUUCAUAAUGUAGAAGUUGUUAACAAAGCAUUCUCAAUGGCCGAUAUUGACCAGCUUGUCGUAGAUAUAAAGACACUUUCACGCCUGAAAAGUGAAGGAUUGACUACAUUUUACGUAAAUAUCGACUCAACAAAGUCAAUUAUCUUCACAGGCAAAGACACAUGGAAUUUCAUAGAUGCGCAAGGCAACGUCAACACUUUCAAGCGCAUAGAAUUGAUGAGACCAGUACUUGCUGCUACAGGAAGAACAUCAUUAAUCAUAAAAUGCGAUAAUUCCGCAUUUACCCAACUGCCAUUCACAUAUCUGUCCGAAACGCCCGCAUCAACUCAGUCCUUGGAGGUCAACGUCACCGGAAAAUGGCCUCUUAUCCCGGCCAUCGAGUUGAGAACGAUAAACUCUAUCGUCAUCAAUACCGAGUCAGAAAAUAUUCCAUUAAAAAUAUCAGGCUCUGUUGAUGUAACGAUGAAUGCUGCCAAUUUCGUGUCGAAAGCCAGUAUUCCUCCGAUGAGUUUACCAGAUAAAUCAGAUUUGAACUUUAACAUCGCUCCUCAAUCCCUCGAAGUCAUUUUCAGUGAUGUAUCAAUGAUAGGAACCGGAAACUUCUAUGUUAACUCCCUCAACAAGCUUCCUGUCAUCAAAUCUUUUUCAAUGGGCGAAUUAGCACAAGUUACACUUAAAUCCGUCCAAUUACAGGGUCGCUUGGUCAUUCCAUUCAUGGCCAGACUUACAUUGGUCGAUACAGAUGUUUCCCAAUGCAAUUUGAACUUAUCCGUCAAAUUAGAAGAAGGAGGAAGUCGUGUUGUCAUUGCAGCCAACGAGAAUUCAUCUGUAAAGAGUCCGAAAUCGAUCUUCGUCAAUGUAACUCUCGACCAAUCGAACUAUGGAUUGAUAACUCCAACUUAUUACAUAAAAUCAGUUACAUUAAUCUCUUCUUCAAACAAAGUAUUGAAGAAUUGGAUGAAUCUAAGUAUACUGAGUACAAAUGAGUUGGAUUCUCCUGCAACACCAAUCGCUGUCGAUUUGGUUGAAAGCGAAUCUUUGAUUAUUGUUUCUUUCAAAGGUUUCGCACCGGAUUUGGACUCCCAUGGCCUGACAACACUCCACAUCGCACUUAUAAUUGUCGGAUCGAUUAUUUUGUCUGCUUUGCUAGGUUACGGAGGAAUGACUUUGUAUCUGAAGCUGAAAAGGCAAAAUAACCUGUCUGAUGACGAACUACCAAAUGAUAAUGGUGUGGACUUAUCGAUAUUAUAA
Trichomonas vaginalis G3 is the source of this 3144-nucleotide messenger RNA. RefSeq lists its product as uncharacterized. The record is from RefSeq and is a predicted model, not a curated record. The transcript has a single exon. NCBI's taxonomy places the organism in Eukaryota, Parabasalia, Trichomonadida, Trichomonadidae. Bases 1 to 3144 code for a protein of 1047 amino acids.